Lagenorhynchus albirostris (white-beaked dolphin) is the source of this 5543-nucleotide messenger RNA. It is a transcript of the gene SLC25A51, whose product is annotated as solute carrier family 25 member 51. The transcript has 3 exons. The record is from RefSeq and is a predicted model, not a curated record. Bases 1431 to 2321 code for a protein of 296 amino acids. NCBI's taxonomy places the organism in Eukaryota, Metazoa, Chordata, Mammalia, Artiodactyla, Delphinidae.
AUAAAUUAAGGAUGUGCUGCGAUGUCCGGAGCGUAAACAGGCUUGGACUCUGGAAAGGGUGCAUAUCACUCCAGGUCAAAGCCACUGUGGUGAAGAAACACAAGAUGGUACAGAUGGAAAUCCAGUUAUCAGAGUUGACUCCAGAAGAGAGAACCUAACAGACCUAACAAUGGAAGAAAUUGAGGAAAUUAUCAAAAAGCUACCAUCUCCCAAAACACCAGUCCCGGAUGGUGUUUCAGCAUGGUCUGGUACGGCCACUCUUUGUCCCAGGGCAUCCUCCCAAAGUCAUUGCCAUCUGUGGUAUGACAGCAGGAACAUGAACUCUGGAGGCAGACUUCAUUUCAAGAUGCCAGCUCCACCAGUUACUAACUACCUUGGACGAAGAUGAGUAUUGGUUUUUCCAUUUGUAAAACUGGGAAAAUAAUGUUUACUUUAUGGAGUUGUUUUGAGAAUUAAAUACGUGAAAAUUGUGCUUAGUAUAUACCUGCAGGCCUUCCUUGAGCCUGUUCUCCCAGCCUCCACCUCACAGAGUGUGUGCUCACUGUCCCUUACCUGUGUUCCCAUAGUAUAUAUUUAUCAUGGAAGGACUUACACUGUGGAGUGAUUGUAGACCUUGGCAGAGCCUUCUGUUAGAUUGCAAGUUCCUUGUCUUUGACUCUCUAGCACUUAGCAGAGGGCCUAGUUUACAGUAGAUACUAAGUAAGUGUUAGUGAACAGAAUGACUGAAUGUAUGUCUUGCUCUUCUUUUUCUCAUGAGAGGACUUUGUUUCAGAAGGAUAAUAGCAUGUACCAUUAUGUAGUGUAGGCAUUACAUAUGAACUAGUCCAGUGGUUCUCAAAUUUUUGUGUCUCAGGACCGCUUUACACUUAAAAAAUUUUUGUGGACCCCAAAGAGCCUUUAUUUGUAUGGAUUAAUAUUCAUGGUCUUAGAAAUAAAAACAAAAUUUUAAAAUAUUUAUUUAUUCACUUUAACAAAAUGAUAAACCCAUUACAUGUUAAUAUAAUCAACACAGUUUCAUGAAAAAUAAUUAUUUCCCCCCUAAAAAAUUAAUAAGUAUGUUUUACAGUUUUGUAAGUCUGUUUAAUGUCUGACUUAAAAGGUUGGUGGAGUCUCAUAUCUACCUCUGCAUUUGUUCUGUUGUGAUAAAUUGUUUUAGUUGAAGUAUAUGCAGAAAAUCCAGCCUCACAUGGAUAUGUAGUUGGAAAGGGGAGGACCUCCUGGACUACUGAAAGGGCCUCAGGGCCCUCCAAAAAUACUUGAAGAAACAGUGAUCUAGUUUAAAAGGGAAAAAUGUAAUAGAGUCCAGAAAUUGGAGGAAGGAUUAGGGGAAAUUUUCAUAUGUUUAGCACUGUAUAUAAAGGUUUACCUAUUAUCAUUUUAUUAUUUGUAGGUUAAAAAAAUCCUUCCCAAAGAAGAUCUUAAGCAACACGAUGGAUUCAGAAGCUCAUGAAAAGAGGCCACCAAUCCUAACAUCUUCAAAGCAAGAUAUAGCACCUCAUAUUGCAAAUGUUAGUGAAAUGAAGCAUUACUUGUGUGGCUGCUGUGCGGCUUUCAACAAUAUAGCCAUCACAUUUCCCAUUCAGAAGGUCCUCUUUCGGCAACAGCUGUAUGGAAUCAAAACCCGGGAUGCAGUACUUCAAUUGAGGAGGGAUGGGUUUCGAAAUUUGUAUCGCGGAAUCCUUCCCCCUUUAAUGCAGAAGACGACUACACUGGCACUUAUGUUUGGUCUGUAUGAGGAUUUAUCUUGCCUUCUCCGUAAGCAUGUCAGUACCCCAGAGUUUGCAACCUGUAGCCUGGCCGCAGUACUUGCAGGAACGACAGAAGCAAUUUUCACUCCAUUGGAAAGAGUUCAAACAUUGCUUCAAGACCACAAGCAUCAUGACAAAUUUACAAACACUUAUCAGGCUUUCAAAGCACUGAAAUGCCAUGGAAUUAGAGAGUAUUAUCGAGGCUUGGUGCCUGUUCUUUUCCGUAACGGAUUCAGCAAUGUCCUUUUUUUUAGCCUUCGAGGUCCCAUCAAGGAGUACCUGCCUACAGCAACAACCCACGGUGCUCAUUUGGUCAAUGAUUUUAUCUGCGGGGGCCUGUUGGGUGCCAUGUUGGGGAUCUUGUUUUUUCCAGUUAAUGUUGUAAAAACUCGCAUGCAAUCUCAGAUUGGUGGGGAAUUUCAGUCUUUCCCUAAGGUUUUCCAAAAAAUCUGGCUAGAACGGGACAGGAAACUGACAAAUCUUUUCAGAGGUGCCCAUCUGAAUUACCAUCGAUCCCUCAUCUCUUGGGGCAUAAUUAAUGCGACUUAUGAGUUCUUGUUAAAGAUUAUAUGAAAGAAAUCAGUUAAGUGCCAUUAAUCAACUGAAUAGACCUAAGAAGAAUGCAGUUUGGCCUUGUUUCUAAUUGGCCAAAUACAAGUUGGUGUCCUAAGUCCAGGGCACAGUGAAUUACGGGCAAAGCUGUUUUUCUUAAGCACCAACAAAUUCAGAAUAAAAGGUUUCAGUAGGAAAAUUUAAGGUUUUGGGGGGAUUUUGGGGGGGACAGUGUUAGUACUUUUUUUAAUCAUUAUCUGAGAACUUUAGGCUAAUUGCCUGGUUAAUAGCUGUCUAUCUGAUGGCUUUUGACAAGGAAACUAACAGCCAAGAUAUAUGAUACUUUUUCCCACAAAUCUUCUGUAUUGAAGCAUAAGUGGCCAUGACCAGCCAGAGGAAAGGCUCUUAGGGUCCCAUGAUUUCUCAGGCUUACUUCUAUUACUCCAUUUCUUCUCUGCUUUUAGGAGGAGUUACAAAGGGUAGUUUUUGUUAACUUAAAACAUAUACAUGGUAGGAAAAAGCAGAGAGAAGAAAAACAGCUUAUUAUGUGUAGGUUUUUCAUGAUAAAUUGUUUGUAUUCGUUUUGAAACUAAGCACCUGUUGGGAUGGUCAUUAUCCAAAUUAUUUCUCUUUCGACGUGGUAGACUAAAGCAACUAAUGACAUCUCCCAUUUUGCUUUCUAGGGUAGAAAGUUUUCUCUGUAUUUCUCAAUAUGACCUUAAAGCUUCCCAAAAUAUUUUUAUAUUAAUUUCACUAUUUCGUUGCCAGAAAACGUGGAGGCUUAAAUUUUGUUAAAGGUGUUUCAUCCCAUUAAGAAGGUUCAUAUUACAGGUAUCCCCCACUUCUCCAGAGUUUCCUUUAUGCCACUUCGCUUUUACAAAAGACCUACAUUAGUACCUGUUUUCACUAACCAAAAGAAAUACGGAGAUGAUUUUUGCUUUUACAAGAAAAGGUGAUUGCUUCCUCAUUCUAUGCCAUUUCGGCUUACAAAAAGUUCCGCAGGAAUGCAGGGGAAACCUGUAAUUGCAUUACAGAUCCAAUUCUGUUUAGCUCAGCUUCUUUGAAUUGUUGUUGCCAAUUUAGUGAAGAGCUUUGGAGUUUUGGUAGUUUUUCCUUUGAGGAGUAGUUUCAUAGUCAAGUAUCCUGUUCUCUUGAAACUCCCUUUAAAAAAACAACAAAAUGCUUCCAUAAAAUUUUAUUUUGGAAGUCUAUUAAUAGGACCUCAGAUUUUUUUUCUGGUUUCUAAGUGUUCUGGGGAAGGGGAAAAAAACUCAGUACUUUUUCCCAGAUAAAUAAGGCAAAGUGACUCAUACACCAAUUGAAUAACUAAUAAAACAUACGAGACAUCCUAGAAAAGUGGUUUAUCGAUCUUUUAAAAAUCCACAUCUGUAAGUAUUAUGUCGUUAAGAUUACCUUCCAGCAUCUGACACGGAGCAGAGCACAUGGGUUUUAUUACCAGUCUUUCAUCAUUCUGGGUAAUUGCAUGUUACUCUGUGCACAUGCUGACCAAAAUAAAGUCAGGGUCUCAAUUGGUAGUUUACUCAGUUUCUGGACAGAUAGUCCAAAAACGAUGUUUACCUCUCAAUGCAGGGUGGCUGGUCAAGUGACAGGAACAUCUUCCUUCCAGCUGUGAAGCAUUCGGAGGCAUUGUCACGCGUUUGCCAGGCAGUAGUGAAGCUCACUAGCUUUACAAAGGCUCUGUCUGACAGCGUUGUGCUGGAAAUGGCCGUUAAUUUUAGAAACCAAGGUGCAGGUGUAAGGAUUUGAGAAAACAAGGAUUUGACACCAAAUAAAUGAGAGUAGCAUCCUUUGGCCUAUGGAAUAGAGUCAGGAUUUCAAGUGGGUUGAGUUUCAGGAAUGAGUGGCAAAGGCACUGGUGUCUGAUCCCCUCGCUCCUGUGUAUGUGUGUCCAGCACUCCUGGGCAUAUAUGAGUGCUCAGCAUGUGGCCGGUGCGUUAGCCUGGGGUCACACCCUGACCCUGGGAGUAGACUCCACUGGCCUUCAGUUCCACGGGGCUUCCUUUUGCCUCUACACUCCAUGUAGGUGAUAGAAAUCUAAAUUCUAAAUCACUUUUGUGAAAUACAAGUGAAGUGAGAAUUUGAAGGAGGGUGCUUCCUCUUCUGCUGUCUCAAACAUGUGGCAUUUAAAAACAAAUAUUUUUUUAAUGGUUUUAACUCAUUAUAUUUUUUGAUUUCUUUGUCACUUUUUACAGCUUUUGAAGACCAAACUGCAAAUACGUUACCAGGGUUGGUUUUAUGUUGUCCUAUAUUUUCUUAAAUUUGACAAAAAACGCAACAGAAUUCGUGGUAGCCAACAGCUUUGUCUGAAAUUUAAAAGAAGUCAAAAUGUGUUAUUAGUAAGGAAGAGAUUCUAACUAUUGUUUUUGCCUUCAGUGUGAACUAGUAUGGUAAUAAUUUGGAAAAAGCAAACAUGAGUGAAUAACUUUUAUCUGCACAGCUUUAAAAGUGGCCUUUCUGUGGCACAGACAGCUCAUGAGCGCAGGGCACUCCUGGUCUUUCCUCCUAUACUUCAUUCUGAUGCCACCAGAAAUAUGUUCUGGAUUCUAUACGUAACACCCUUAGAGUGGUAUGAGCCCUCAGGACUGUACUACAGAGUAAACUCAACCUCUGUAUGGUGGCAAAUGUAUGUGUCUUUGUUUCAUUUGUGGUUGGAGACAAAGUUGAUGCUUUAGUCUCAAUAGUCAAUAUUCAUCUUACUUUAUGGUUGGUUAUAUAAUCACCUGCUAUAUAUUACGAACUGUGCAAUGAGACAGAAUUGUGCAUAUAUAAUCAUCUUUGGAGACCUGCAAUUCCUUGGCUUGAUUACAGUGGUGAUACUCAGUUACAGGGCUGUACAAACCUUAAUAAGAGGAUAACGGGUGGUACUGGAGGGCUUCACGGUAAGCCGAUCAUGUUGACCAACACUGUUCAGUGUAGAUGAAGUACUGUCGUGUGAGGGGCAUGCAGUCAAGAUGGAAGCGAGGUGGGAGAUCACAUUUAAAGAAAGGGUAAGCACUCAGCCUUGGUUUCUUUUAAAAUAGUCUGUUUUCUCACGUGCUUAUAAAUGUGUAUCAAAGACUUGAAUAGGCAUUCUCCUUAACUCUGAGGAUUUUUCGUUUUUAAUGCUGUCUUUUUGCCUAAUAGUGAAUAUUUGCUUGCCUAAAUGGCUCCUAAAUUGUGGAGGAGUCUACAUGUUUCCUUUUUUAAAGUUUCAUUAUUAAAAGUGGUUGUUUUUGUUUGAUA